Molecule: messenger RNA, 1734 nt
Organism: Balaenoptera acutorostrata (minke whale)
Lineage: Eukaryota; Metazoa; Chordata; Mammalia; Artiodactyla; Balaenopteridae
Gene: MARCHF1
Product: membrane associated ring-CH-type finger 1
Exons: 8
Coding region: 121-1734 (537 amino acids)
Biological process (GO): immune response; protein polyubiquitination; antigen processing and presentation of peptide antigen via MHC class II
Cellular component (GO): cytoplasm; late endosome membrane; early endosome membrane
Molecular function (GO): MHC protein binding; zinc ion binding; ubiquitin protein ligase activity
Source: RefSeq, a predicted model, not a curated record
CUCCGUAGUCCCCACCCGGGAGACGGCCAGCAAUGGGCGAAGUUCAGUGGGCAGAAGCAAAGAGAAGAACAAGGAGGUUGAGAAUUUCAGAAAUUGAAAAGGGAUAAGAGGAAGGAGAAAAUGCUGGGCUGGUGUGAAGCGAUAGCGCGUAACCCUCGCAGGAUCCCUAACAACACGCGGACCCCCGAGGGCUCAGAGGAGUGGGCUGACGCCUCGCAAACCUCCACACUGAAUGACAAAUCCCCAGGGCGAUCUGCAAGUCGAUCAAGUAAUAUUUCAAAAGCGAGCAGCCCGACCACAGGAACAGCUCCCAGGAGCCAGUCAAGGUUGUCUGUCUGUCCGUCCACUCAGGACAUCUGCAGAUCUGCCAUCUUACAUGACAUGUCAGAAGCCUCACUUGAGCAAAGCACCCCGGUCGUGGUGCUGAGCCCUGCUAGGAAGGAGUCUGGUAAGAAAUCAGUAAAACAGAGGCCUAGGAGGAGGAGGAGGGCUGCUCUGAGGUACAGGCACACAGAAGAACAAGUGAAAGGGAGAAGAAAGGAUUUUCACCUCCAAAUCCCCAGCCACCGAUGGAGUGAGACUGACACAGAUUCUUCAGAUUCAUCUUCCACCGAUGAGAGUCACUGGAUUCAGGCAAAAAGAAGAGCCCAAGUGAAGUUCCGCCUGUCUCGGAGAAGGAGAAAUAAGAAACCAAGUGGAAACUUGGAUGAGUCUUCCGCUCCUAAUGAAAUCCAUCCAGUAUAUUUGGGAUCUGAAGGUAAAAAGCGCCCGGAACUGACCGAGUGCGAGAGCUACUCUUUAAAUCUCCACAGAGGAAAAGGCACAACAUACCAAGGAUGCAGUGUUUCCCUGCCAAGACGGUCCUCUGACAUCAAGAGACCCUCAAGGAAGCAUGAGGAAAGCAGAGGCAGGUACCACCACAGGGAUCCUCAGCUCUUGCACAGGCUUGGGCAAAAUGAAACAAUCAAGAGAAUAUUUUCAGAGACAGAUUCCAGCACUGAAAUGCUGGCAGUCAAAGAAGGUGUCAAGACUGUGGAGCCCGCAGGAUUCCUUCAGGAGCCUCCUGCCACCUACCAUGAUGGGUCUGAUCAUUUAAAAGCAUGCAGGAUCUGUCACUGCGAAGGGGAUGAGGAGAGUCCUCUCAUCACGCCCUGCCGCUGCACGGGCACCCUGCGCUUCGUGCACCAGGCCUGCCUCCACCAGUGGAUCAAGAGCUCUGACACGCGCUGCUGUGAGCUAUGCAAGUACGACUUCAUCAUGGAGACCAAGCUCAAGCCCCUCCGCAAGUGGGAGAAACUGCAGAUGACCAGGAGCGAGAGGAGGAAGAUAUUCUGCUCUGUCACCUUCCACGUCAUUGCCAUCACCUGCGUGGUCUGGUCUUUGUACGUGUUGAUUGAUCGGACAGCGGAGGAAAUCAAGCAAGGCAAUGAUAACGGUGUCCUUGAAUGGCCAUUUUGGACAAAACUGGUUGUGGUGGCCAUCGGCUUCACGGGAGGUCUGGUCUUCAUGUACGUACAGUGCAAGGUCUACGUUCAGCUGUGGCGCAGGCUGAAGGCCUACAACCGCGUGAUCUUUGUGCAGAACUGCCCCGACAUGGCCAAGAGGCUGGAGAAGAGCUGCUCCUGCACGGUGAACACGGACGCCAAGGACGCCGGGGCAGUGCCUGCCUUACAAACGGGGACCAACGCACCGCCACCUUCGGAGGGCGGCCCCCCCGAAGUCAUACCCGUGUGA